AUGGGGAAGUACGACUGGUCGGGCUACUUGGCCCUUGCCCAGACGAUCCGCGACGCCGGCCUCCAGAUCCGUGCAUCCCUCUACUUCCACGCCUCCACCGAACCCGCUAUGCCUCUCCCGCAGUGGGUGUCCAAGAUCGGCGAAGGCAACCCGGACAUCUUCUUCACAGAUAGGGCCGGCAAGCGCCACAACAACUACCUCUCCCUGGCAGUCGAUGAUCUCCCCGUGCUGGAGGGUAAGACUCCGGUGGAGGUCUACGCGGGCUUCCUUCAGAGCUUCAGAGCCACCUUCUCAGAUUUCCUCGGUUCCACCAUCAAGGUAAAUUGAGCUUCUGCGCGUUUUCCUCUCGCCUUUCUUCAUCGUCUGGUGAAAACUCCAUCUAAGAUUUGGGGAUUUUCCAUCCACUUGCAGGAUGUUCUUGUUGGCCUUGGUCCUGAUGGUGAGCUGAAGUACCCGUCGCAGCAGCCGGCUCCGAGGAACAAGCAAGUCGCUGGAGUGGGGGAGUUCCAGUGCUACGACAAGAACAUGCUGAAUCAUCUCAAGGAGCACGCAGAGGCCACCGGGAACCAUUUCUGGGGUCUCUCCGGUCCCCACGACGCCCCCCACUACAAUGAGUCUCCCGAGUCCACCAAUUUCUUCAAGGAGCACGGAGGGUCGUGGGACACCCCGUACGGCAACUUCUUCCUCUCCUGGUAUUCCAGCCAGCUCGUCGCUCACGGCGACCGCAUCCUCUCCGUCGCCUCUGCGGCCUUCGGGGACCUCCCCUUGAUCGUCUACGGCAAGCUCCCGGUGAUGCACGCCUGGUACAAGCACCGUUCCCACCCCUCCGAGCUCACUGCCGGCUACCACAACACGGCCAACUCCGACGGCUACGAGGCCGUUGCGAAGGUGUUCGCGCGGCACUCCUGCGGCAUGAUCCUCCCUGCCAUGGACCUCUCCGACGAGCACCAGCCGCCGGCCUCGCGUUCCAGCCCGGAGGCGCUGGUGGCACAGAUCAUGAGGGCCUGCGAGAAGCACGGGGUCGUCGUCUCCGGGGAGAACUCCUCCCUCCGCGGCUCCCCCGACGUCGUCUUCGGCAAGAUCAAGGAGACCCUCUCCAAGGGCAAGCCGUCCCCGGUGGGUCAAUUCACCUACCAGCGGAUGGGGGCAUACUUCUUCUCCCCCGAGCACUUCCCCAUGUUCACGCAGUUCGUCAGGAGCCUCGACUGGUCCGACUUGCACCCCGACGACUUGCCCGCCGGCGACGACGAGACCAUCCCCUUGACACCGAGUUCGGCGGCUGAGGGCACCAGACAGAUGCAAGCCGUCUGA
Molecule: messenger RNA, 1311 nt
Organism: Spirodela intermedia
Lineage: Eukaryota; Viridiplantae; Streptophyta; Magnoliopsida; Alismatales; Araceae
Source: the annotation of a GenBank genome assembly